AUGGCGGCCACACCCAGCACGAUGAAGGCCGUGGUCAUCGAAAAGACUGGCGGUACCGAGGUUCUUCAAUACAAAACCGAUGUGGCGGUGUCAGAGCCUAAGGAAGGAGAGGUUCUCAUCAAGAAUGAUUUCCUCGGAGUCAACUUCAUUGAUACAUAUUUCCGCUCCGGCCUCUACCCGGCCCCCGGGUUCCCUUACAUCCUUGGCCGCGAAGGUGCCGGUACCGUCGUCAAACUCGGCUCAGGUGCCGUCCAGAAUCUCCAGAUCGGCGACCAAGUGGUCUGGAUGGGUGAGCGUGGCUACGCUGAGUACACCGUGACACCUGCUGCAAAAGCGAUCAAGCUGCCUUCGUCCCUCAGCACUAAGGUUGCGGCGGCCGCAUUGCUACAAGGCCUAACAGCGCUGACAUUCAUCCGUGAAGCCCACGCCGUCAAGAAGGACGAUUGGGUUCUAGUACAUGCCGCCGCUGGUGGUACAGGACUCUGGCUCGUGCAGUUGCUCAAAGCUGUUGGUGCAAAGAUCAUUGGCACUGCGUCAACGGAAGAGAAAAUUGCCCUGGCCACCAAAGCCGGCGCCACGCAUAUGAUCAACUAUAGCAAGGAGGACGUCAAGAGCAAGGUCCUGGAGCUCACGAAUGGAGAAGGAUGCAUUGCCAUUUUCGAUGGAGUCGGGAAGGACACUUUCGAUCUCAGCUUGGAACUCGUCGCAAGAAAAGGAAGUCUGAUCUCUUUCGGCAACGCAUCCGGUGCAGUACCGCCAGUGACUAUUGCGCGACUAAGUGCGAAGAAUGCGCGGUUGAUGCGUCCCACACUUUUCGGAUACAUUGCUACUCGGGAGGAGUUCGAGCAAUACACAAACGAAUUACUAUCGUUCGUUGCGGAUGGCAAAAUCGACGUGCGCAUCCACGAAGUAUACCCCCUGAGCGAGGUGAAGCGCGCACAAGAAGAUUUGGAAGGACGCAAGACUACUGGCAAACUGCUACUGGACCCGUCGAAGUAACGAGGCUUAGUGGUCUCAACGCACUGAGUCGAUAGUCUGUGGCACGUUGCGUUUCACUAUUUUUCAUCCAGAAGAAGAGCGCCGUGCGCUACGCACGCUCUUUCUGAAACUUAUUCAUCUAUAUUCACGCCUCUAGAUAAAAACGAGUCAUCCCACCAAUUAUGUUUUCUUGUGCAUGGAUCCCGC
Dissoconium aciculare CBS 342.82 is the source of this 1185-nucleotide messenger RNA. Its product is annotated as NAD(P)-binding protein. The transcript has 2 exons. Bases 1 to 999 code for a protein of 332 amino acids. Gene Ontology annotation, cellular component: cytoplasm. The record is from RefSeq and is a predicted model, not a curated record. Gene Ontology annotation, biological process: cellular response to oxidative stress. Lineage: Eukaryota; Fungi; Ascomycota; Dothideomycetes; Mycosphaerellales; Dissoconiaceae. Gene Ontology annotation, molecular function: quinone reductase (NADPH) activity; zinc ion binding.